AUGGAAACGUGGUUAUUUUUCAAUCACGUCCUCGGCGUGUCUCUGUCUCUGUCGGUGCUGCUGCUGCUGGGUCUACCGGGGCCCCUCGGGGCAGGGACCCCCAGUAGUAGUAACAACAACAGCACGGAUCCGCAAGCAGCAGUACUUGACAGCAUCUCCCCCCCACCACCACCUUUCUGCAGUCUGUACAGGCCAGACAGCCUGGUGAGCACCCUCUGGUGGCCACAGCUGGAAGUGAGCAGCAGCAGCAACAGCGGCACUAGCAGCAACAGCGGCACUAGCAGCAGCAGCAGCAGUAGCGGCACUAGCAGCAGCAGCAGCAACAGCGGCACUAGCAGCAGCAGCAGCAACAGCGGCACUAGCAGCAGCAGCAGCAGCAGCAGCAGGGACUUGCAGGACUUUACUAACACAGACCAGGUGCCAGACGCCUCCCCUGCGGUGUCCUGGGAGGCCAGUUCCUGGAUGUUGACGGAGGAAUCCCGACUCCCCCAGGACAGCCCAGACACCACCCUCCGACUGGGAGACGCCUCGACGUCCCACGCAGCCGUCCACACCGACAGCACCUACACCUCCAACGCCAUCACCCGAGCUGGGGAUAGGACCCUGCUGUCUGUCACCUCCUCUUCCAGCAACAGCACCUCCUCUGCCUUUACAGAGGACUCCAACUCCCAUCAGCCCCGCUCCACCUGGGGUAUUUCUGCUAGCGCUACAGAGACUGAGGACUACACCCACAGCGCCCCGUCCACCAGGACUGACAGCAGGGACACUACAGACCAGCACAUGACCCACUCCUUCAAGAGGACAUCUCAAGAGACCGGGAGCCCAGAGGGGCCCAGAGGGACCCAAAGUUUAACCAAUGCCACCCAUCAACAAUACACCGCAACAUCAGAGGAGACCUCUGACUCGACACCACCUCUCAGCGUGACCGAGCUCAGCACCGACCAAUCUGAAGUGUCCGUUUCCUUCACGCCUUCUGUCACCUCGCCAGCAGAAGGUCAAACAGACAUCUCGGGGACAGAGCAGAGGUCUGAUGUUACAACCUCCACCGAGUCCUCCACCGGACUCCACAGAUCCAGCACUCAGAACCAGGGGAGCACCGAGGGGGUUUCAUCCCAGACCAGGGAGGACAAUGUGGACUUGGGUCUGACCACAGCGCCCCCUACAGUCCGCAGUAGUACAUCUGAAGUGGACGACUCUCUAACGGACACUCCAGUGCUGAUUACUGAGGUCUUCCUCACCACCGUACCUGUUACUGUUACAGAAAGAUCACAGAUAACAGAGGAAGACACUUUCCAACCCACUUCCUCCACCUCCACCUCCACCACCACUGCUACCACCACUAUCACCACCACCAGCACCACCACCCCCACCACCCCCACCACCACCACCACCCCUCCUGUACCUGCAACCUCAUCCUCCAGUUUCAGUAGCACCGCUGGCAGCUCUACUCCGGGGUCACCUACCAAGGCCACCAUCCCGUACACUACUACAUCCUCCACCACGGCCUCCACCCCGGCCCUGCUGACCUCUGCAGCGCACCCAACUCACCGUGUGUCACCCAGCCAAACCCAGGGACCCUCAACUCGGAUGGCUAACCCCACAAACACCACCACCCUGCAGAUAGAAACAAGCAGGGGCCCUCCAAGAAUCACCACGACUCACAGACCGCGCAUCACCACCCGCACCACCACCCGCACCACCACCACCGCCACCUACACCCACAGCACAACAACCAAGAGCACAGAGCCCCUGCAGACCACCAGGAAACAGAUAGACAGAGGAACUACAGAGCUGGUGGCGACGACAUCACCCACCAAGGCACCAACGCCGCCAAGAAACCCUUGUGUGUCCAACCCUUGUAUGAACGGAGGGAUGUGUGUGAGCUAUAUAGGGCAUCAGUUCACCUGCCACUGUCAGCAGGCAUGGACAGGACCGACCUGCAACGAGGAUGUGGACGAGUGCCAUAGGGACCCCUGCCCCGUCGGGUCCAGAUGUGUGAACACGCGAGGCUCCUUCAGCUGUGAAUGUCCGCUCGGCUUCGACCUGGAGGACGGACGCACCUGCACCAGAGCAAAGACGUUUCUGGGAACUUUCAGCGUUAACAGAAAGCAACAUGACCCUGUUAUCUUGAAGAGCGCCACCAUGCAUGAGAUCCAGAGAGAGAUCAUUCAGCUGCUCAACGCUUCGCUGUCAGUCCUCCGAGGUUACAGCCGCUCGACGCUGAGUAAGAAAGGAGAGGAAGGGGUUCAUAUCGCAGCUGUCAACAUGUUUUCCAUUUCCACCGACGUGACGAGCGCGGAGGUCUACAACAGCAUCCAGAUGUCUCUCAGAAACUGCAGCUCCUCGUUGACCCACUGCCGGAUGGUGCUGCACCACCAGCUCACGUAUCACGCGGAAAGCCUGUGCGCGGCCCAGAAGACUCAGUGUGAUGCGGAGCGCUCCGCCUGCACAGACAACAGCGGCACAGCCAACUGCCAGUGUCUUGAAGGAUACUACAAACACGACCCUGACGACCUGUCCUGCUUAGAUUGUGGGGAUGGCUACAAGCUGGAAAAUGGCACCUGUGUCCCGUGCAUGUUCGGAUUCGGAGGAUUCAACUGUGGAAACUUUUACAAGCUGAUUGCAAUCGUGGUGUCACCUGCAGGGGGCGCUCUGCUCCUCAUCCUCAUCAUCGCCCUCAUUGUCACCUGUUGCAAGAAAGACAAGAAUGACAUCAACAAGAUCAUCUUCAAGAGCGGAGACCUGCAGAUGUCCCCGUACGCAGACUUCCCCAAAAAUAACCGCAUAUCCACGGAGUGGGGCCGGGAGACCAUCGAGAUGCAAGAGAACGGCAGCACCAAGAACCUGCUGCAGAUGACUGACAUCUACUACUCUCCUGCGUUGCGUAACUCAGACCUGGAGAGAAACGGCCUGUAUCCGUUCACGGGCCUGCCGGGUUCUCGCCAUUCGUGCAUCUACCCCGCCCAGUGGAACCCAUCCUUCAUCAGCGACGAUUCACGGAGACGAGACUACUUCUAACUGCCCCACCCUCAACACACACAAACACAGAAACAUCUCUUAAACUGACACUUGAUGUGAUGUGUUUUAAUGGUUUUCUGUCACAGUGAGAGCCCAUUUGACCCUCUGCAUUCAGGGCUGCACACUAAUUAUGUAAAUGCAGGUGUGUGUGUGUGUGUGUGUGUGUGUGUGUGUGCAUAUUAUGUAAGUGCACCUUUUUUUGCAAGUUAAAUGUUUCCUGAGAGUGCUAUUGUGUGACCAUUUCAGCGUUUUUGCAUGUUUUAGCUCAUUUACUUCAGCUCACACAUUACAUGGCUGCUGUGUUGUUAAAGACUGUUUAAUGUGUUUUUUCCUGCCUCCCAGGCAGCCGCUGAUUCUCAUUUACUUCACUGUACGACGAAAAACAAUUUGAGACGUGCUCGAGGCAGGUGAUCCAUGACGGUAAACAAUCAUAUCUGCCUCGUUGCUGCCUGGUAACGCAGUGCAGAUUUCCUUGAAAAAUCUGCACUGCAUUAAUGCACGGUGAUAAAUAAAAGCAGAUCACUCACGGUGCUCACAGACAGCAAUGUGAAUUAUUGACUGCCAUUUAGAUUAAAUAUUAAAAAAACAGCAGUAAUGCGAUGUGGAGUAAAUAGACCAGAACAUGCAAAAACAGUGAUAUGGUCCUUUAAGUGCUGAAAUAUGAAUAUGUGCGUGCCACUGCUGUGAUUUGAAAAUAAUCUUCUUAGAUAAUAGUCUGAGGAUAAAGUAUUGAAGUCAAUAACAAACCACUGAAGGAUGCACAAAGUUUUGGUUUAAUGCCAAUAGAAACUGAUGCCGACGUUUAUUUAUUCCCUCUGUGUCCAAAUCCUCGACAUGUAGCAUAAUGGACAUCUCAAAAACACACUGACAGACUGAAGAGGGAUAAACGUGUGUGUGUGUGUGUGUGUGAGAGAGAGAUAGAGUGUGUGUGUGUGUGUCUUAAAGUAUUGGUGUGUGUGAGGAGUAAUUAACUGUCUACCAGAAGGAUCAUAACUGUCAGUGAGUGUUUGACUGUAAAGAAUGUAAAGAUGUAUCAUAAUUAGUUUGCUAUUUUCCGACACGGAGUAUUAUUAUUUUUUAUGAGACUGUUUUCUUACUUUGUGUUUAUAUCAUCUGUUGAUUCUGGCGUUUUAGUCAGACGUGCUUAUUUAAAUAAAACAUUUUGCACAGCA
This is a messenger RNA of Sebastes umbrosus (honeycomb rockfish), 4190 nucleotides long. It is a transcript of the gene heg1, whose product is annotated as heart development protein with EGF-like domains 1. Gene Ontology annotation, biological process: heart development. The transcript is spliced from 15 exons. Bases 1 to 3018 code for a protein of 1005 amino acids. Gene Ontology annotation, molecular function: calcium ion binding. The record is from RefSeq and is a predicted model, not a curated record. NCBI's taxonomy places the organism in Eukaryota, Metazoa, Chordata, Actinopteri, Perciformes, Sebastidae.